This is a messenger RNA of Cladophialophora immunda, 1896 nucleotides long. RefSeq lists its product as uncharacterized. The record is from RefSeq and is a predicted model, not a curated record. The transcript has 5 exons. NCBI's taxonomy places the organism in Eukaryota, Fungi, Ascomycota, Eurotiomycetes, Chaetothyriales, Herpotrichiellaceae. The coding region runs from base 1 to 1896 and encodes 631 amino acids. Gene Ontology annotation, molecular function: long-chain fatty acid-CoA ligase activity; long-chain fatty acid transmembrane transporter activity.
AUGGCAGCAGCAACCGCAGCAGUCGGACUCGCCAGCGCCGCGGCCCUUUCAGCCUAUCUCAACGCCAAGUUCCACCUGGGGAAGGACUUGACCCAUAUCUACUACCAGCACCGCGGGGAACGCUACCAGGCACGACUGAAGGCGCAGAACAGGAUCAACAUCUGGGCGACCUUUUGCGAGAACGCCGACAAGUUCGCGGACGGGGACUGCAUCUGGUACUCCGACCCCGCGACCAGUCCGCCCACGGUCCAUACCUACACCUGGCGCGAGGCACGCGACUAUGCCUGCCGCUACGCGCAGUGGUUCUUGGACGCCAACGUCCGACCCGGCGACUGCGUCGGGUUCUACCUGCAGAACAGCCCGGAUUUUGUGCUCGGGUGGCUCGGCCUGCUGGCCAUCGGGUGCUACCCGGCGAUGAUCAACUACAACCUCGUCGGCGGCGCGCUCGUGCAUUGCGUGAAGAUCGCAGAAUGCAAGGUCCUGCUUGUCGACGAAGACUUCCGAGACCGGGCGUUGCAGAAUGAGGAGUUGCAGCAGCUGGGGGUCCGGAUGCAUGUCGUUGACCGCGAAUUCAGGGCGCGGCUGUCGAGAAUCCCAGCCGAGAUGCCCAGCGCAGAGUAUGCAAAGGAUGUGGGCGAGAAGACGAGACUCGCAUUGCGCUACACGAGUGGCACGACCGGGUACCCGAAAGGUGUCAUGGCCACGGUCGGUCGAUACUACGCACGGCUUGCCAGCCAAUUCACCCAGAUGGGCAUCCACCCCCUGCAAGCGGACGGUUCGGGGGAUCGCUGGUACAUCUGCAUGCCCAUGUGCCACUCCACGGCCGGGUCGGCGGUGAUCAUCUGCAUGAUCAUGCCGACGACGUUGUGUAUAGGGUCAAAAUUCUCGGCCUCGCGCUUCUGGGACGAGGUCCGGACGUCGCGCUCCACGAUGGCCACCUACGUCGGCGAGAUCGCCCGCUAUCUCCUCGCUCUGCCACCCUCGCCGUUGGACCGCCAGCAUGCCCUGCGCAUGGUGUACGGCAACGGCAUGAGGCCCGACGUGUGGGGCCGCUUCCAGGAGCGAUUCGGCAUCCCCAAGGUGUGCGAGUUCUACGGCUCCACCGAGGGCGGGCUGUCGCACCUCAACAUCCAGCAGGGCGACUUCCUCCGCGACGCCGUGGGCCACGACGGGUUGCUCCGCCGGUGGCAGCUGCAGGGCGAGAUGGUGCCGGUGCAGGUCGAUGCCGAGACGAACGAGAUCGUGCGCGACCCGGCGACCGGGUUCGCGCGCCGCAUGCCGUACCGCGUCGGCGGCGAGCUGCUGUUCCGGCUGGCCUCGGAGGCGGGCUUCGUGGGCUACUGGCGCAACCCCGAGGCGACGGACAAGAAACUCGCGCGCGACGUCUUCCGCCCGGGCGACCUGUGGUACCGCACGGGCGACUCGCUGCGGCGCGACACCGACGGCCGGUGGUCGUUCCUCGACCGCCUGGGCGACACGUUCCGGUGGAAGGGCGAGAACGUGGCCACCGCCGAGGUGUCCGAGUGCCUGGGCCGGUACCCCGGCGUGAUUGACGCCAACGUCUACGGCGUGCAGGUCCCGAACCACGACGGCCGAGCGGGCUGCGCGGCGCUGAUGCUCGACCCGGAGGCGGCGCGGGGGUUUGACCUUGCGGGACUGCUGAAACACGCGCGAAGGGACCUCCCCGGGUUCGCCGUGCCGCUGUUCCUGCGCAUCGUGCCGACCGGCUCGCUGAACUCGAUGGGCCUGAAGCAGGAAAAGGUCCAGCCACGCGCCGAGGGCGUCGACCCGGCCAAGGUGCGCGGCGAUCGGCUCUACGUGCUGCGAGGGGACCGCUAUGUCGUCUUCUCGGCCGCGGACUGGGCCGAUCUGGCCACGGCGAGGGCAAGGCUGUGA